Molecule: messenger RNA, 2952 nt
Organism: Astyanax mexicanus (Mexican tetra)
Lineage: Eukaryota; Metazoa; Chordata; Actinopteri; Characiformes; Acestrorhamphidae
Gene: adgrf3b
Product: adhesion G protein-coupled receptor F3b
Exons: 15
Coding region: 1-2952 (983 amino acids)
Biological process (GO): G protein-coupled receptor signaling pathway; cell surface receptor signaling pathway
Cellular component (GO): membrane
Molecular function (GO): G protein-coupled receptor activity
Source: RefSeq, a predicted model, not a curated record
AUGUAUACAUGCCGGGCUACCAAUCAGACAUACAUUGCAGAGGUGAUGAUCGAGGGAAAUGCAAGCUUGGACGUCUCUGCUUUUCUGGCUGGACUCCAGUGGCUCGCCACAGACACAGCGACCAUCAUGGAAGCUACAUUAAUAGCUCAGUGUGAAAUCAUUGGUGACGAGACCACAUGCUGGUGUGAGAAUGGCUAUAUUUGGAGUGAUGUUGUGUGUGACUCUGUAAAUACUUGCUGCAACACUGUCAAAUGUGUGGCAAACAUAUCUGACUACACACCACUAUGUGUACCAAAAGUUAACGUUUCUCUGGUUGGAACUAUCGACACGGCACUACUGCCUGCAGAUUUGGAAACUACACUGCAAACUGAAUUCGGGGCAAUGAAUGGGUUCAGUUCGCUAAAUGUAACAAAAAGAACCAGUGGUGAUGGUCUGGAUUUUGUGGUGAAUCUCAGUGCCAUGUUUAAGACCACAAAAGUAGAAGGCAUACUUUCAACAGUUCAGCAGAGUAAUGCAGGAAUUCUAAAUAUAAACGUUACCUCAAGAGGACUGGUCAGUAUUGAUGUCCCUACAUGGAAAGUGUGCUAUCAAUCAACGCGAAAGCUUAGCUGCACUAUUGAAGAAGAAAUGAACAGCUGCAUGUGGCAGAUUUCUCGGACUGACCUGGGAACACAGACAGUAGGAGCUGGAACAGAAGUCGACAUCUUGUCUCUACCAACAUGUACCCUUGACACAGCUAUCUUGCUCUUAAACAUCACAUCGUUUUGGGCAGGAACAUACACUUGCAUUUUCACUGGAAGUGCAGGAACAGUAUCACAUGCAGCCUCUGCAGAUCUAAUGGUCGCUCUCUUACCAGAGGAAAUUAAUGUGACAAGUAUCCCACCGAAUCCAGAUUGUUCUGUGGCACAACAAAUUCAGGUUAAUGUGACGUGUUCCAUUUACAAGAGUAAGGAGGAAUAUACGGUUGCAAUAAAUGACACCAGGUUAUCACCAGCAGACCCCAACUCUGCAAUUAUUAGCUAUUACAGAACUUUCACCAUCAACUGCCUGGGAACUCGCCUACAGUCUCUGAUCGCUUACUGUAAUGUCACAAACAGUCUGGGCCAGAACACCACUGCUCCUCUAGAUGUGCCAAUAAUAUAUCCUGGAGAUCCAGUUUGUGAAAAAGACGACCCAUGGCCAAAAACAAAGAAUGGAUCGAAAGCAACAAUACUCUGCACUGAACCCGGACGAGUGGGAAAAAAGGAACGACUAUGCAGUUCUAAAGUUUGGCAAGAUCCAAUCGACCUGUGUAUUAAAGAAGCGCUAAAUACAGUGGCUGCAGCAGCUGGGGACUUUGAAAAAGGAGUUGGGGCCACAGAGGAUGGGGCUAGUCUUAUUUUUGAUAAUCUCAAGAACACCACUUCAGUUCAGAACACAUACGGUGAUGUGAAGGCCACCGUAAAUGUUUUCAGCACAAUGAGUCGAGCAUCCUCCAGAGUCACAAUGGGAGAGACACUACUGCCAAAUUUCAUUGACUCCGCGAGCAAUAUAUUGAACACAACCUGGGACACUGAUGACAAGAGUAAAGUCAAAUUGGCCACAAGUUAUCUGACAUCUGUGGAAGAACUGGUAAAAAACAUCAGACUAAAUACCAGUGAGGGACACAAUGCUUCAAACGUCCAGCUCCAGGUUUGCCGAAAAUCCUCAGUCUGCAACAGAACCGUUUUCAAUGUGGAGGUGGAGGUGAACUCAUCUGCUUCUGAAGUGAAAACAAUAGGAUUACAGAAAAUUGCAUCUCUUCUCCCAAAAGGCGCCUUUACGGACGCAAUAUAUCCAAGCCUGGUCGUCUCUGCCACGGUAAACGACUCAGGACCUGUGAACAUCAGACUGGCUUUUCCAACAUCUGUAGAUGAUAAGUCUUAUUCUACGCCACAUUGUGUGUUUUGGAACAUUACAAGCGAACGAUGGUCACAAGAGGGCUGUAACUACACCCAGCUCUCUAGUAACAUCAGCUUCUGUGACUGUGAUCAUUUGACGUCUUUCUCUAUGCUGUUGUCCAAGACCCCUGUCGACUUGCCGUUUAUGGAUCAGAUCACCUACAUCGGACUGGGAAUCUCAAUCUGCUCUCUGGUUGUCUUCAUCACCAUUGAGGCUUUGGUGUGGCACGCCGUCGUCAAGACCAACCUCUCUCACUUUCGCCACACCGCCCUGAUCAACAUUUCCCUGUGUCUCCUUUUAGCGGACUGCAGUUUUGUUGCUGCCACGUUUCAAAAUAUCCUCACAGACACGUUAUGCAUACUGUUGACAGUGGCUCAGCAUUUCUUCUACCUAGCCAUGUUUUUUUGGAUGCUGUGCUUAAGCAUCAUGCUUCUCCAUCAGCUUAUUUUUGUCUUCCAUCCACUGAGAAAGAAGGUGUUCAUGAUUCUGUCCAUGACCAUCGGCUACGCUUGCCCGACGUUGACUGUGGGAGCGACGUACAUGUACUACGACAAGAGGACUGACGUCCACUACUAUAGCCGAUCAACCUGCUGGCUGACGUACGAUUCGCCGAUGAAAGGGUCCAUCCACGCUUUUCUCUUUCCUCUUGGAACCAUUAUUUUCAUAAAUAUGUUUUCAAUGGUGGUGGUCAUUGUCACCCUUCUCAAACCUGCUGCAGCAGAGAGCAACAAAAAGGAUGACAAAGAGGCAGCUAAGAGUAUUAUAAAAGUCAUCAUCUUCCUAACGCCAGUUUUUGGAGGAACUUGGAUCUUAGGCCUCUUUGUAUUUCUGAUGGACGACAACAAGAGCAUCAAGCCCUUAAUUCACUACUCCUUCACCAUAGUUAACUCCUUACAGGGCUUGUUCAUUUUACUGACAGGAUGUUUUGGUGAAAAAAGGGUCAGAGAUGAAAUUGUGAAACUUGUGAUUUCUGGAAGGUCAGCCAAAAGUGAAAGCAAGAAGAACCUGACAGUUUCCACUGCGAAAAAAUGA